CAAUAGCCCAAAUUACAGUAAAAAGUUUCAGAUCGUCAGACUGGUGCUGGUGGCAAUUAGAGCAAAUGAAUGGGGCACCAUAAUGUCAUUGAUGAAUUACCUGCCGGAGCGGAGCAGCCUUUACUGAGAGAACGUCAAAACAGCAAUGCGAUGAUCACAAGGAUUAUUUUGGAUCCGUGGUGGGAGCACUGAAGAUAAUACAAAGGAUCAGACCGCUGACAUAGGUUACAUAUGGUACAAGGUGUGUACUUGGAAUGUGUGCAGGAUGAGCAGCACAUUUGUCACAUUAGCUGAAGUACUGGAGGCACGAGGGGGACCUCUGCUGGAGGAGGAGGUCUGGUCCCUGCUGCUGGCCACUGCAGAGUCUUUAGUGGAUGUCUCUUAUAAGGGUCAGAACAAUAUGUAUACUAUUAUAAGCCCCACCUCCUUGCUGCUGUCAGCCACUGGUACAUUAGCAUUUAAGAAUUGUGGCCUAUCAGAUGAAGUAUCCACCUUCACCGCUCCAGAGAUGCUGCAGGGCCGUGCCAGCUCAACCAAACCUGCCAUAGAGAGGAUGCAGGUGUAUUCACUGGGUAUGACUCUCUACUGGUCGGUUGAUUUUCACCUACCUCAAAAUCAGCCAGUCCAGUUGAGUGACCAUCUAAACAGCCUCCUGCUCAGCAUGUGUGAGGACCUGGCCCACCGAAGGGUGAAUCUUAUCUCCAUCCUGGAGGGCUGCGAAUUUCAGCAUAAAGCCACCAUCUUGCCGCCACCCGCCCAAGUCAUCAGACAGUUGGUUGAGGAGGUUUUUCACGAAUCAGGGGACCAAGGCUCUCUGCCAGACAGUCAUGUCCCUUUGAGUGGCAGGAGUCAGAUGAUCAGAGAGAGACUUCAUGGAAAGAGAGGGCCACUUUCAGACUUCAGCGAAGGCAGUGGUGAAGGGAGAAGAUACUCAACGGACUCUGACUCAAAGUCAGGGAGUUUACCUCAGAGACCUUGGAGACAAAGACCAAGGAGUUCUCCCACACCGUUGUACCAAUCUUCUUUAGACCGACUCCCUCGUGGGGUCCGUCACAGGGACAGCAACUGCAGUUGGCUUGGUAGGAGCCCCCAACACGACAUCUCUCCCAAGACAUCGGGCAGAUCUCACAGUCCUUCCAUCACCUUUAGCGAGUCCUCGCUCAGUCUGAGCCAGAGGAAAGCUAAGGCUUUGGGUCCUGAGUUUGUCAGAAUGCAAGACGAACAACACAUUGUUCUUGAGCUUCCAGGAUCUAUUGUGUCCAGAAAGGGUCGUUCGUGUUCGUCUCAGAGAGAAGUGACAGUAGUGCUGCCUAACGGACAGUACGUGGUGGUUCGCUGUGACACUAAGUCCAAAGCAAGAGAUGUGUUUGACAUGGUGGUGGCUCACGCAAACUUGGUGGAACACUUCUACUUUGGUCUUGCCUUUAUAGAUGAUGAUGAAUAUUUCUUCUUGGACCAUGAAACAAAAAUCUCCAAAAUUGCGCCCGAUAGUUGGAAAAAAGGGCAGAUUUUCUCCUUUUUGGUGUUUCUUCGAAUCAAAUUUUUUGUUGAUGAUAUGUCCUUCAUUUUGCACAGACUGACUCGUCACCAGUACUAUUUACAGCUGCGUAAGGAUCUCUUGGAGGACAGGCUUUACUGUAACGAGGAGACAGGCUUGUUUCUGGCUGCUCUUGCUCUGCAGGCUGAGUUUGGGGAUUACAUGCCAGAGCUGUAUGGUAAGAAUUACUAUCAGCCAGAGCAUUAUGUGUCCAAGCGGAUGCUGGAGAAGCUGGCCCUGCCCAAUGUCAAGGAAGAGUUGCCAAGACUACAUGCUAGUCAUGCCCAGCUUCUGCCCGAAGAGGCAGAAACAGAGUACUUAAAGAUUGUCCAGCAGUUGCCGGAGUAUGGGCUUAUGUUCCACCGUGUGGGGAGAGAGAAAAGAACAGUGGUGGGAGAGUUGGUUUUGGGAGUCUGUGCCAAAGGAAUCAUUGUGUACGAGAUAAAGAACCACCUCCGGACUGUCAUCAGGCGCUUCCUCUGGAGGGAAACCGACACCAUAUCCACUGGGCGUCGUAAACUCAUUAUAGAGUGUGGUGGGCCCAGCGGGAAAAAGCACAGUUUUAUAACAGAAACCUCAAAAAUAGCACAGUACCUUCUGAACCUCUGCUCAGCACAGCACAAGUUCCAUAGCGAGAUGUCGUCCCGUCAACUUAACCACACCAUAAUACCAGAUGAAAACAUGGAGAACCUGUCUGUCUACCGGUGUCGUAACUUGGACCUAAAGCAGAUGUCCUGCUCAGAGGGCAUGCUGCACCACAUAGGUUUGACAUCUGGUCAACCAGACUCUCUCUCCAAGUCCUGUGACAACCUGACUGCCAAGCUGGAGGCGAGGCUGCGCCAGCAGAGGGAGAUGAGGAGGGAGAUGAGCAGAGAGCUGAACAAGGAGCUCUCUGAAACAGGAGACCUCAGAGACAUGAAAGAGCGACAGUGUUGGAGCACUCCAGAGUCGAUUCCCAGAAUGAUGUCCAGUGUCUCGCUACAGAAGCAGGACUCUGAAGCCUUUUCCUCUAUACGAGUUGAUACACCAACCAGGACCCCACCAGAGAGAGAGAUAGUCUGUGUGUCCCUGAAGAAAGAUCCCAAACUGGGCUUUGGCUUUGUGAUAGUGGGCGAGGACAAUACAGGUAAACUUGACCUUGGGAUCUUCAUUGCUUCCAUUGUGCCGGACGGGCCCGCAGACAAAGAUGGACGAAUCAAACCUGGUGGACGUCUUAUCUCCCUAAACAAGACUAGUUUGGAAGGAGUGACAUUUAAUGACGCUGCUGCCAUCUUACAGAGCAGCCCUGAAGAGGUGGAGCUUAUUGUGUCCCAACCUAAAUACCAUCUGAAGGACAGUAAGAGUUCCUUAAGUCAAAGUACUCUCGGUUUGGCAUUGGAGAGAAGCUUUGGGUCACAGACCACACUGAGUGGCACAGAGUACCGUCCUGUCGUGGAGGAACUGGAGGAUGCCAUCAGUCUGUCCAACAUGGCAACCCCAAAACAGAGCAGGAGGCUUCACAUUCCUGUUGUGCGAAUCCAUGAUGCCCAGGAUUUGUCUUCAAGAUCCAACUCAAUCUUCAGUUUGAAAACUGGGGAGCAGUUCAUGGUGGAGCUGAAGAAAAACAGUGGUAGUCUUGGCAUCAGUGUUGCUGGAGGACAAAACACCAAUGUGCGAUAUGGAGGUAUCUACAUCAAAAGUCUAGUGCUUGGAGGUGCUGCAGAGCAGGACGGGCGCAUUCAGAUUGGUGACAGACUGCUGGAGGUUGAUGGGUCCAAUAUGAGGGGCCUGACUCACCACCAAGCUGUUGAGUGCCUGAAGAGGACUGGGGAGGUGGUGAACCUGCUGUUGGAAAGGGAACCCACAGUGAUCUUGGAGCCCAGACUCGACUCACCCUGCCCCCCUUUGGCCUACAGUUCAUCACAUACACAGCACCUAAGGACUGAAGUCUCCAUGGAAACAACCUUGAGUGGUCAAGCCAAGGACUACAGCUUUGUGACUGAUGAAAACACACAUGAAGUGGUGCUGAAGAAGAGUUUGUCUGGCCUCGGCUUCAGCUUUAACAUUUCGCAGCUGCACUCAGGUCCAGACAGUGGCAGCGUGGUUCGUAUCAAACGUCUGUUCCCGGGUCAACCAGCGCUAGAGAGUGGCCUGCUGCGAGAGGGAGACAUCAUUCUGUCUGUCAACAAAGAGCCUGUCAAGGACCUCUCUUACCAGAGGGUUUUGUUCCUGCUACGUGGAGCUCCAUCUGAAGUUCAUCUGCUGAUCUGCCGACCAGGUCCUACAGUACUGUAUGAUGCAGACGAUAACACACUGAGUCCUGCAUUCUACCGUGAGGUUCGAUCUCAGUCUCUAGACAUUCGACUAGGAGAGGACUACAGCCAGCUCCUUAAGUUUCAAAAUGAUCUCCCAUUAUCUACCCCAAAACAGUCACCAACCCAUGAGGAAGAUCUAAAAAACACAGUAGAGAAGAGCUCAGAUCCUCAUGCAACUCCAGCAUUCCCAGACACCCAGGAGAGUCUGGAUGGGGAGAAUCUCCCAUCUCCUCCUCGCUCACCCCCGUCACCCACCUCACCUAUAUCACCUCCGUCACCAGUCUCGCCACCCUCACCUGCCUCCCCAGCAUCACCUGCCUCACCUGCCUGCGGCUCUCCCCUGGCUCCACCAGAGUCACAACCAGCCACUGAUAAGCUAGAGGAACAACAGGAAGUAGAUAGGAAGAAGAACAAGGACGGGAAAGAGAAAGAGGAAGAAGAUGUUGCAACAACUACAAGCUCAACUGUGAUGCUUAUGGAUGACUGUCCUAAGAGUGCUUCAAACUACGUAUAUACCAGUGGAGUCAGAGAGGAGGCAGAUGGAAGUGUGACCUACUGCCUGAUGGGAAAUGGUCUGACUAUCACGGCAGAUGAAGAGUACCUGACCAUCAGCUCCACACUGGAGCCUCUUCGCAGCCAUCAUUCCAGUCUGGCCACGCACACUCAAACAACCAACCUUACAGGCCUUCACUCUCAAAACUCCAACAGCUCCUCUAGUUUUAGCUCUCAGAAUCCAAGCCUUGGCCCUCACAUCCCCACCACUACCACCACCUUGCCCCUCAGCCACUCGUCUGACACCCCGACCACUUGCUCCCUGGCCCACCCAUCCCAGCCACUCACAACCCAGCCACCAAAAUCCAAGCAUCAUCCAAUCCAGCAGGGGCUUCUUCCAAGUCACUACAAAGCCAUCUCCAAGAACAGUAAGCCUAUCGUGCCCCCACCGCAACCUCCUGAUCCCCCCUUGACCCCCAUUACAGCUCAGGUUGUCCCUUCUGUGCCUCCCUGUGCCAGUCCACCUGCCCUGACGCUGCCCCCCACAAUACUGCCCCCUCCUGCUCAGAGCCAUACACAGCUGAGAGAAGAAGCAGAGAAGAAAGAAAGGGAAUACAAGUAUGAUGAUUAUGAAGAAAAUGAGGAGGAGGAGGAGGAGAGUCGGAGGAAGGGAUUGGUUAAAGAGUUUGAGCUGACAGUGGUUCUGACCAAGUCCAGGAGUGGAAGCUUUGGGUUCACCAUCACUCGAAGCAAACUGGAUAACUGCUACUAUAUACAGGAAAUACUGGACAACCCAGCCAAGGCAGAUGGACGACUCAGGGCAGGAGACAGGCUUGUCACAGUAAAUGGACAUGAUGUUACCAAUGUGGGAGAUGAUGUUGCCAUGACAAUUCUUAGAUCAUCUCCGAGAAGACUGAGUAUGACCCUAGGGAGGGCUGUUUCCAACCUGGUGGCCCCUCCAUCCUGUGACAGCCUGCCUGAUAUAGUGCUUUACAAGACACCUUCUGGACAGCUGGGUAUAAAGCUGACAGGAGGCAUUGGCAGCAAAUGGCAAGGCAUCUACUGUCUGCAGGUGGUGCCAGGCUCACCAGCCAGUGAGGAGGGCACUGUCCAACCCAGUGACAAGAUCCUCUAUAUCUGUGGCAGGUGUACUCUGGGAAUGACCCUGGAGGAUGCAGUCAAAGCCUGUGAGAAUGCCCCUCGUAAAGUCAAGCUUAAAAUCCUCAGAGAAGACCAGCCAGUGAACCCCAAAGCUAAGUGGAAUGGUCUUUUUGACUGGAAAAAAGAAAAGAAGUUCUUUGCUCGUUUUGAAGAGCCUGUUUCUCCAGAGAAAGACUCUCCUACUGAAGAUGAUGAAGCCUUGUAUAGGACUCCUGGAAAUUUCAGAUGUCACUCUCUCACACAAGAACAGGAUAAUUGCAUCAUGCAAGUAGAGUUUACAAAACCAGAAGGAGGAGGCCUUGGCUUUGCUUUGGUUGGGGGAACCAACGGCAGCAUGCUCAGAGUGAAGGAAAUCUGCUCUGGUGGAGUAGCUGAGCAGGAUGGCCGGCUGAGAGUGGGAGAUAUUCUAUUAGAGGUGAACGGUGUGAUUGUGUCCGGGCUGAGCCACAGUAAGGUGGUGGAUAUCCUGCGUAGAGCUGAAGGCACUGUACAGCUCACCAUCUGCAGAGACAUCCUGCCCCUGACCUACUCCGAGUCACCUAUAACGCCCAACUUGUCUGCUCACACUGAAGCUAUUUUAGCCGAGCAGCCGGCUCCUGUGUCCAGCCCUGAUACCUGUUCCUCUCCUGACGUCAUGUUGAAAAGGCCAGUUGAGCGCCCCCCUGUGACUUCAGACCCUCUGGUCAAUGAAGCUGGAGUGUUUGUUACUUCUCCACCUCCUCCACCACGCCGGCUGACUGUCGUAACAGAUGAUACUGAAAUUAUACAGGAGAGCUGUAACAGCACCCCUUCUCAUCAAGCUUGCUGCCCAUCCCUCAAUGUCACUGACAUGUUGCAUGGAGCUUCCGAAAGGAAACAAAUUGUGACCAAACUUUUGGACCGGUCCUGCAAAGACAUCCGGAAAACCCAGUCAGACGGCUGGAGCAGCGAAGAAGAAGAUGAUGAUGUGUUUGAUUCCACCGGUCGGGAAAUUACCUCAGCACAAACAGGCCCACCCAUAGUAUCAGAGGAGGAACUGGCCAGGUUAGCUCUCAUUAGCCCCGCUACGACCAGCCAGUAUUCAGGCUCCAGGGUCAAAGCUCUCAUCCAGAUUCUGCAGCAUCAGCUGGACCAGCAGGAACUGGUCAAAGAGUUCAUGGCCCUGGAACAUCUGAAGCCCUCUGACAACUGUCUGGUGGGAAAAGCCCCUGAGAACAGAGAUAAGAACCGCUACAGAGACAUCCUACCCUAUGAUGAAACCCGUGUUGCCAUUGGAGACAACCAGGACUACAUUAACGCAAGCUACAUUCGCAUGCAAGUUGGCAAUGAAGAGUUCUUCUACAUUUCUUGUCAGGGCCCUCUGCCUUCCACAGUGCCGGCCUUCUGGCAGAUGAUCUGGGAAAACAAAUCUGAUGUCAUUGCCAUGAUGACCCAGGAAGUAGAACGGGGAAGGAUCAAAUGUCACAAGUACUGGCCAGAGAAGCUGGGUGUGCCUCUGGACUCCGGCAGGUACCAGCUUCACCUGGAGAACCAUCAGUACCUGGAGUACUUCCAAAUCAAGGGCAUCCGCAUGGUGGAGACAGAGACCGGUGAGACACAUUUUGUCCGUCACCUGAAGUUCACACACUGGCCUGACCACGGAGUGCCAAAAAGCUCCGAGCAGCUGGUUCGCUUCAUCCGCUACCUGAGGGCAGUGCACCAUAUGGGACCAGUCACUGUGCACUGCAGCGCUGGCAUCGGACGCACAGGAGUCCUCAUUUGCACUGACGUUCUCCUCUGCCUCAUUCAGAACGAUUUGCCUAUUAACGUAAGCAAAAUCGUAAAGGAGAUGAGAUGUCAGCGGCAUGGGAUGAUUCAAACUAAGGAACAGUACUUCUUCUGCUACAAAGUCUGGUUGGAGGUUUUACAGGGCAUUUUACAGCUUCACGGCAACCAAUGGCAACCGGAAAGUCCCCGAGACCACAAAGUAGUUUGAAUGUUUCCACCUCCAGUUCACCGACCUGUAAAGCACAGACUGUGUAUGAGUAACCGUGUGCAGUCUAUCAUAAUACUGGUUAUACCUUUUUAUUCGGCUGUAGUUAUUUUAGUUAGCUAUAAUAGGAAACCUGAACUUUUCUGUUUUGAUACUUUGUGUUGAGGAGGACUAUUGUUUAGUUACAACUGACUUUCACUUUAAUGUUUUUGUUCUUGUAUGUGCUCUCGGUGCUGUGAUUAUGUCAAUAUAAUUUAGAUCACUGAGGUUGUUAUGCCUUUUCAGGCUUAGUGAUUUGCCUUCUGUCUUUAACAUUUUUUUUUUUUUUUAAAUAUGUGUUUCACUAUUUGAAUGUAUCUCAUUUAUUUUCUCCAUGUCCUUUAAUUUGCAAAUUGCAUUCAUUUGCAAAAGUCACAUUGCAUGGAAUUUAGAAUCUGGUAAUCUUUUAUCUGGCAGUAAUGUUUCUAACGUCAUUAGCAAAGUGCACAAGUGAACAUAAGAUCAUCAUACCAACGGGAGUAUCUGUUUGUAACCUUGAUGAGUAGCAUUUCAUUAGGCAUUGUGUCAUCAUUUCAUUAAGUGCAUUUGUACCCUGGAGAAAAGAGCAUUAGCAAAAGAACCCUAUUGAUUUUUCAGUUCAUCAUCUCUGGAAAUGAAAAGAAUCAAGUGCCUUGGAAUGACUCACACCGCUUGCUCCACAUUGAACCCGAGCCACUUGUCACAAGCGGUCGGGAACAGAGAGCAUGAAACUGAUUUGAGAGCACCCGGUGGUGGUUACUGUAGAUUGAAUGUGUAGCUUUCAGUCUGUUUGUGGUCUGAGGUGAAUGUUUGAUAGAUCCAAACCAGAAGAGGAUUACAUCUCACCUUUUAGUUCAAAUGUAACUUAGAAACAAUGUGAACUUUGCACACCGCCUGUCAAUUGUUUUGUUUGUGGGCCGAAUUUAUAACAAUGAAAGUCUUACUACACAUAAUCACAACUUGCACAUCCUGAUACAGAUAAAGAAUGAUUCAACAUAACAAAUGUUUGGAUGAAUUCAUACAUUUUCAAUUCACUGUUUUACUUAAAUUUGAUCGAGGUGAACACUAAAUAUUCAGAUUUUUUUGUAGAAUGUACAAAACUGAUUGAAAUUGAAAUAGCUAGUUGCUGGGCAUUAAGGUGUUAUUUGUUAUGUAACAUCCUUUAUCUGUAUUCCAUAGCUAUUUUAAUACAAACUCAGCCAAAAAUGCAAAAAAUGUAAGGUUUACAAACUUUCCAUUUUGCCACUUUAGCUGUAUAUGAUGUGUACAUAGCAACAAAGCUGCAUCUCCAAGUCACAGAUCAAAGAUGAUUUAUAGCUGCUAGUUUGAACCUCAAACUUUGGAUGUAACUGCUGUUUGUAACUUCUUUCAGCUGCUAUCUCACACACACACACACACACACAUACACACACACACACACACACACACACACACACACACACACACCAGCUCUCUUAAUGCAUGCAGACUCUUUAAGUACAGACGUCUGAGCCUGGUGUUUGGCUGAAUGAAUUGAACAUGAUCAAAAUGUGGACUGUAACAAAGCAAUACUCUCCAGGAGGAGGGGUGAUCAGAAUGUCAACUUCUUACCUGAUAACAUCUUUCAAACAGUUUGGAGCAUGUUGGUAAGACACAUGCAUUACUCUACCUUUGCCAUGUGGAUGGCUACACAGAGCCAUCAGCCUCUGUACCGUGUAUGCAACAUUUUUUCAUCAAUGCUGGUUGAUGGUCUCCAGCGAUAGGUUACUCUCUGUUAUGUGCAAGUUCAUGUUCUCUUUAAAAUCCUGUUGAUAUGUUUUUUUCCCUCAGAUCUUCAGAACAAACAAAAGCACAUUUUGCAUUCAUCUGUGGAAAUGCAUCUUGUACAGUCAAAGCAAGUGCUUAUGCAAUAGCAUUGUGAAAUUGAAUAACCCUUAAUUGCAUAUAUAUGCUAAAUGAAUCUCUUGUCACUGUACCAGCCACUAUGUAACCAAUAACUGAGAACAAUGUAAUACCUCUCUCUUUAAUUAAAAACUAUUGUGAAACUUG
Molecule: messenger RNA, 9481 nt
Organism: Etheostoma spectabile (orangethroat darter)
Lineage: Eukaryota; Metazoa; Chordata; Actinopteri; Perciformes; Percidae
Gene: ptpn20
Product: protein tyrosine phosphatase non-receptor type 20
Exons: 47
Coding region: 266-7438 (2390 amino acids)
Biological process (GO): protein dephosphorylation
Cellular component (GO): cytoskeleton
Molecular function (GO): protein binding; protein tyrosine phosphatase activity
Source: RefSeq, a predicted model, not a curated record